Messenger RNA from Lagenorhynchus albirostris (white-beaked dolphin), 1479 nucleotides. Its product is annotated as cytochrome P450 2F5-like. Gene Ontology annotation, molecular function: oxygen binding; oxidoreductase activity, acting on paired donors, with incorporation or reduction of molecular oxygen, reduced flavin or flavoprotein as one donor, and incorporation of one atom of oxygen; iron ion binding. Lineage: Eukaryota; Metazoa; Chordata; Mammalia; Artiodactyla; Delphinidae. Gene Ontology annotation, biological process: xenobiotic metabolic process. The record is from RefSeq and is a predicted model, not a curated record. Gene Ontology annotation, cellular component: cytoplasm; intracellular membrane-bounded organelle.
AUGCUGGCCUCAGGGCUGCUUCCUGCGGCAUUGCUGGCCUGUCUGACUAUACUGGUCUUGAUGUCUGUCUGGCGGUAGAGGAAGCUCGAGGGGACACUGCCUCCUGGACCCACCCCUUUGCCCUUCGUCGGGAACUACCUGCACCUGAACACCAAGCAGGUGCACAGCUCCUUCAUGAAGGUCAGCGAGCGCUAUGGCCCUGUGUCCACAGUCCACCUGGGGCCCGGGCGGGUCGUGGUGCUGUGUGGAUGUGACACUGUGACGGAGGCUCUGGUGGACCAGGCUGAGGAAUUCAGUGGACGAGGCAAGCAGGCUAACUUCAACUGGCUCUUCAAAGGCUCAGGCUUGGCGUUCGGCAGCUGGGAGCGCGCCCAGCAGCUCCGGCGCUUCUCCAUCACCGCACUGCGGGACUUGGGCGUGGGCAAGCGCGGCAUCGAGGAGCGCAUCCAGGGGGAGGCGGACUUCCUCAUCGAGGCCUGCCGGGGCACGCACGGCGAGCCCUUCGACCCCAAGUUUGUGCUGAGCCGCUCGGUGUCCAACAUUAUCUGCUCCGUGAUCUUCGGCACCCGUUUCGACUACGACGAUAAGCGUCUGCUCACCCUUAUCCACCCCAUCAAUGACAAGUUCCAAAUCAUGAGCAGCCCCUGGGGAGAGCGGUACAAUAUCUUUCCGAGCCUCCUGGACUGGGUGCCCGGGCUGCACCAACACCUUUUCCAGAACUUCGGACGCAUGAAGGACCUCAUCGCCCGCAGUGUCUGUGACCACCAGGCCUCCCUCGACCCAAACUCUCCCCGGGACGUCAUUGAUUUCCUUACCAAGAUGGCACAGGAGAAGCAGGACCCGCUGAGCCACUUCCACAUGGAUACUCUGCUGAUGACCACACACAAUCUGCUCUUUGGAGGCUCCGAGACCGUGGGUACCACGCUGCGCCACGCUUUCCUCGCGCUCAUGAAGUAUCCAAAAGUGCAAGCCCGCGUACAGGAGGAGAUCGACCGCGUGUUGGGACGCGCGUGGCUGCCUGCGCUGGAGGACCGAGCGGCCAUGCCUUACACAGAUGCGGUGAUCCACUAGGUGCAGCGCUUCGCAGACGAUCCCAUGAGCUUUCCACACCACGUCACUCGGGACACGACUUUUCAAGGCUUCCUGCUACCCAAGGGCACGGAUAUCAUCACCCUCCUUAAUACAGUCCACUACGACCCCAGCCAAUUUCUGACGCCCUGGGAAUUCAACCCUGAGCAUUUUCUGGUUGCCAAUCAGUCCUUCAAGAAGAGCCCUGCCUUCAUGCCUUUCUCAGCCGGUGAGAGCCGGCUGUGCCUGGGCGAGUCGCUGCGGCGCGGGGAGCUCUUCCUCUUCCUCACCGCCACCCUGCACUUCUUGCUGGAGCCGCUGGGGGCGCCCGAGGACGCCGACCUGACCCCGCUCAGCUCCGGCCUCUGCAAUUUGCCGCGGCCUUUCCAGCUGUGCCUGCGCUCGCGCUGA